CUUGCCGUCCUUACCCGCCGUGCUCCGCGCAGCACACGUGGAAGUGGCUUCCUCCAGCUGACAAGCCGGGCGGUUGUAGCCGUUCCUCGCCGGCUGGCGACUACUACACAGAAUGGCAGAAGUGCGAGAGCCCGGGGAGAACCGGGCCGCUGCCAUGGCUGUGGAGCAGGACAUGUUCGACGCCGUCGUGAUGGCGGAUGAGAGAUUCCAUGGGGAGGGAUAUCAGGAAGGCUAUGAAGAAGGCAGCAGCUUGGGGAUCGUCGAAGGAAGGCAGUAUGGCACAUUACAUGGAGCCAAAAUUGGAUCUGAGAUUGGGUGCUACCGUGGCUUUGCUCUUGCAUGGAAGUAUCUCCUACACAGUGGUGCAUGCGAGAAAGACAGCAGGAAGAUGAAGGUGGUGGAGGCGCUGAUCACACUGCUGCAGCACUUCCCCUUUGAUGACCCCACCUACGAGAGGCUCCAUGAAGACCUGGACAUAAUCAGAGGGAAAUUCAGACAGCUAUGCUCACUGCUCAACGUGCAGCCAGACUUCAGGGUGACCGCGGGAACCUCCAGACUUGCGUUUUGAGGACUCAGAAGAGCAGAUGUCUGCACAUAUAAUGUCAGUGAUUAAAGGCAGCCUGAGUGGCCCUCAUUGUUCUGUGAGAGGACCAGUGUGGCCUCUUCCCUAGGCUCUUGCUGGCUGGCUGGCCGAGGUAACACUACCCUGCCUUCUGCACAGGGUCCUGGCAGCACCCUCAAGAGAUUGCUCGCCGCUGGCCAGAGUGAGUGGCUUUGUCAUCCCAGUGGUCCUGGGUUGGAUCACCCUGAGGGUAGGACUCAGGCAGGCUGAUGUAAAAGCCCUUAUUGGGGAGCCGCAGCAGGUUCUCUGCUGUGUGCUGAGCUUCUGCUGACCACACUUGGGCUUCCUUUGGUUCACUCCGCCCCCCUGGAGUCCCAGAGGUGGGUGCCAUUCCACUUUAGAGGUGAUGAAGUAGACCCACCUAGUGUAACAGCCUGCCAUCAGAGCUGCCUGCUACCCCAGAUCCACGUCCUGCAGUGCCAUACAGUGCCUCUGCCUUGAACGUGUGUCGUCAUUGCCUGCACCACUGGGACCCUGUCCUCUGCUGCAGAAGGCCCAGAUUCCUGCAGUGCGUACAGGGGUACAGGGUUCAGACUCCAUUGGGCUUGGUUUGCCUCUGGAUGCCCAGCUGAGAAGGCAAGGCCAGUCAGAUCCCUAGGAAGCCGAGGCAUGGCUUUCACGCUGUCCCCAAGUGUGGAAUGAGCUCUACACAUUAAGAAUUGGCCGCGGGGGGAUUACUGGGAACCAGAGCAGGACCAGAUGGUGACUGCCACUGUGACUGUCCAGGGGCUUGCCUCUGUGCCACUGCUUCUUUAGCAGCAGCUUGCGAGUCUUGCAUGGUGUUCACAGGCAGGUAUAAGGUGAGCUAAUAGGAGUAGGCUCAGUAUAUACCAUUUCACAGACGUGGACACAUGGCAGCAUGCGUUGAUAUGCCCUCCUUUGGGUGGCUCCAUUGUACCCUGACUGUCCCUACUUCAGUUCUAGGGCAUGAUGUGAAGGGGUCACCGUGGAUGUGUGCCACUUUGGUUUGGGUUCUUUUUUUUUUUUUUUUUUUUUUUUUUUUAUUUUCUUUUAGAAACAGAGUCACUGUGUAGCUCAAGCUGGCCUUGAAGUGUGAUCCUCCUACCUCAGCCUUAUGAGUGCUGGGAUCUCAGGCCUGUGGCCCUAGCACACUGUUUUUAAUAUCAUUUCAUAGCAUCUUGAUAGAGUAGGUACAGCUGGAGCUCUUCCCUCGUUCCGUCAGCCCAGCCUAGCCAGAGAGGGAUGGUGUUGGUGCUUGAGGCCCGGGGUGCCACGCAUCUGGCUUCCUGAGCCAGGCAGUGGCCUCUCUGGAGUCUCAGACCAUCCUCCAGCUGCUCCCAGGAUCAGGGGUGCUCUUCAGUGAGCUUCUCUGGGUGCUGAGCUCAGAGAGCUGUGGCUACUGUUUUGAUCAUAGUUUACUUUUCUUUUUGGAGAAAAGAAUAAAUGAUGUGUUUUACAGCGACAGUCUGUCUGGUAUCAUUGUACUGACAGCUGCUGCAGUCCUCCAGUACCAAGAUGCUGAUGUCAGGAUCUCUGUUCAGAGAUGUGGGCCCAGCAUUCCAGCCACAUUCUGCCCUGGAUUUGCUACCAUAGGUAGCAGUUACUAGUUCCUCUCUUGUCUCUGCCCCCUUUCCCUCUCAGCUUUGUCUGUUCCCCCAUUCCCCUUACCUUGUAGAUAGGUGUUAGAGUUCCCACCCGUCAGCAUUGCCACAGCCACCUGUCUGAUACCUCCUGUGUUCUCAAGAGCCCCAUCCAAUCCCCAGCAUGCUUUGGUUACCCCAAAGGUCUUCUGGAUCACAGUAUAGACAGUGCAGAGGAGCAUUCUGCCAUGUGGGUGUGCCCUCCCUUCCCCCGCUGAUAUGGCUGUGUCUACUGUGAAAGGUGACAUAGUCAUGAAAAGGUUGCUACUUCUAAAUGUCAUCCCACGCAGGUGAUACUCGGAACUGCCAUAGACAACCACAGGGAGCUGCAGUGAAGCUGCACCUCAGUGUGGUAGAGUGGCACCCAUGGAACGUGUGUCCUUAAUGUCACUACUGAGCUGCGAGCUAAUUGCCUGCCUUCUCAGACCAUGUCCUGUGAGCUCUAAGUGUCUCCACUGCUGGACUGUUUUCUGUCACCCAUCUUACCAUGUUCUGGCCGGCUCUCUGGCAGAGUGGCUUUGCUAUGACUUUAGCUUUGAUGCCAUCCCCUAUGAGCGGCAGUGUGUCACAUGCUGGAGGCCAGAGGUGUCUGGAUUGGCUCCUCCCAAGUCUCUCUGCUGAGCCUGCUGCCCGUGUCUCCUGCACAGCUGUGUCCUGACUGAAUAGGGACUACCAGUGAUCUCAUUCUCCCUUAGUCACCUACAGAUUUAUCUGCAGUCACAGGGCAGGGCUUGUGACCGCCAGCUCUGCAGGAUCUGGAAUCACCUAGGAGACACAUCUCUGUGCAUGGCUGUGAGGGUGUUUCCAGAGAGGCUUAGCUGAGGAGGGAAGACCCACCCUGAGUGUGCUGUGUCCCAUGAACUGGAGAAAGCAAGCUGGGCGCCAGUGUACAUGUCUCUCUGCCUCCGGACUGGAUACAAUGUGAGCGUCUGCCUCGGGCUCCUGUUGCCAUGCCUCCCCACCCUGAUAGCUGCCACCUUAUUAACUGUGGCCCCAUAAACUCCUUCAUCCUUUAGCUUGCCACUUUGGGGGAUUUUGUCACAGCAAGGAUGAGAAAACUCACUAAAUACAGGGCCUCAGACCUGCAAAAGUACCGUGUGACCUCUAACAGGCAGCCUUUUUGCGGCUAUGGUACCAAUUUCAGCCCGAGGCUAAAUGCAGAAUGAAGUUCUUCCCUGUAAAGCUAGUGUUAGUGAGGAGUUUUUAAAAUAUAAAGAUUAUUGCUGAGCGAUGGUGGCACACCCCUUAAAUCCCAGCACUUGGGAGGCAGAGGCAGACUGAUCUCUGAGUCAGAGGCCAGCCUGGUGUACAGAGUGAGUUCCAGGAUAGCCAGGCUACACAGAGAAACCCAGUUUUGAGAAACCAAUAUAUAAAUAAAUCAGCACAGAGGAAAUUUAUUUGCUACAGAAGGACAAAGGUCAGAAAAUAAGAGACAAAGACAGGAGAUAGAAGAUGAGGGAAAGGAACAAAGGAGAGGGGUAGGGGAAUCUGUCCCAGAGGGACGAAGGAUUGUCUCUGGAGAGGAGGUAGACAUGGCCCAUAGGCAAAUGGCAGUUUAUAAAGAUUAGAGGGGGAAACUCUGUGUUAGGAUGAAGUGUUUUGUUUUGAUUGGGCGUGUUAAUUAGGGCAGCCAAAAAGGGCUUUUGAUUGCUGGACUUCAAUACUUUGAUAACUGGACCUUGGUAAUCAGCCUGGGGUUUGUGUGGUCAAAUAAGGGGAAUAGACCUUGGUGGCUAGCUUUAGGAAUGAAUUUAAUAGUUCAGCAAAGCAGAGGGAAUGGGAAGGGCAAGGCCUGCCAGAGCCAUGUUGGCCAUGCUCGGGCCUGCUAGAGUUCCUUCAGUGUGUAUGAGGUUUUUACUUGCACCGCAUGGUGGCAGUGCAUGCAGAGAUCAGAAGAGGGCAUCGGAUGCCUUAGGACUGGAGUUACAGAAGGUUGUGAGCCACCACGUGCACUGGGACCAAAGCUGGGUCCUCUGCAAAAGCAACAAGCACUCUUUUGUUGUUGUUGUUGUUGUUGUUUUUUAAUUUUUUUUUUGUUUUUGUUUUUCAAGACAGGGUUUCUCUGUGGUUUUGGAGCCUGUCAUGGAACUAGCUCUUGUAGACCAGGCUGGUCUCGAACUCACAGAGAUCCGCCUGCCUCUGCCUCCCGAGUGCUGGGAUUAAAGGCGUGCGCCACCACCGCCCGGCUGUUGUUUUUUUUUUUUUUUUUAAAAGGAUUUAUUUAUUUCUUAUGUAUACAGUGUUCUGCCUGCAUGUGUGCUUGCAGACCAGAGGAGGGCACCGGAUCUCAUUACAAAUGGCUAUGAGCCACCAUGGGGUUGCUGGGAAUUGAACUCAGGACCCCUGGAAGAGCAGCAAGCACUCUUAACUGCUGAGCCAUCUCUCCAGCCCUGUAGUCAAGUUUGAUUUUGUAGAAUUGUAGUUUUGAGACACAAGCAAGGUUAAACACCCCAGAAGCUCUGGCUGGGUGCUUUCAACCCCACAGUGGCUAGUAAUGGAGCACCCCACAUUCUAAAACAGUGGUUCUCAGCCUUCUUAAUGCUGCGACCCUUUAAUACAGUCUUCAUGUUAUGGUGACCCCCAACCAUAAGAUUACUUUCGUUACUACUUCAUAACUGUAAUUGCUACUGUUAUCAAUUGUAAUGUUAGAUCAGGUUGGCCUCGAACUCACAAGAGAUCCACUUGCCUCUGCCUCCCUAUUGCUGGGAUUAAAGAUGUCUGCCACUACCGCCUGGCUUAGUCCUGACUUUUCUAUACCACUACUCCACUACUUAGUCUCCAUGUGCAAGACUAAGGAUGGCAACAUGGGCUGGCGGAGUGACUGUGAAUGGCUGCACAAAGCACAGCAGGCAAGAGUAGUUUUUGCCAACUGCUCCAGACUGGUUUCAGGCUUGGCUGAGCCCAUGCUAGGUCUUGUAUUUAGCAGAUCCAGGAAAACACAGGUUUAUAAAGAAGGAACCCAUAUCAGGAGGAACAGUGACUGAAGGGGCUGUCAGAUGCUCCAGACCCUUCUGUGGGGGUCCUUCCUCCUUCCCUCCCUCACUUCCUUCCUUCUUUCUUUCAUUCCUUUGAGACAAAGUUUCUCUGUGUAGCCCUGGCUAUCCUGAAACUCGCUCUGUAGACCAGGCUGGCCUUAAACUUUUUUNUUUUUUUUUUUUUUUUUUUUUGGUUUUUCGAGACAGGGUUUCUCUGUGGUUUUGGAGCCUGUCCUGGAACUAGCUCUUGUAGACCAGGCUGGUCUCGAACUCACAGAGAUCCGCCUGCCUCUGCCUCCCGAGUGCUGGGAUUAAAGCUGGCCUUAAACUUGAUCCACCUGCCUCUGCCUCCCAAGUGCUGGGAUUAAAGGCAUGUAACCACCAACCACCCAACCUGUGGGAUCUUUCAUGAUGAACACCACUGCCUUCUGGGAGCACAGAGAUAGGGGAGCACUCACCCUGUAGGUAGGUGACUUCCUAGAUGGGGUCUUCAUAGCCUCUAUUGGAGAAUAUGCAUCAGUGAGCCCCAGGGGUCUGAAGACAGGACUAAAGAUUUGGAAGUGCUGGUGCAGUUCUCCUAGCAGGGGCCUUACUGUUGCCAGUGGGCGUUGUACCCUUGAAAAACGAGCUCCCAAGCCUGCUCUCAAGCGCAGGGGCCUGCUGCUGGUCCACUGCAUCUGCUUGGCAGCAGGGUCUUAGCAGUCCUGUCCAGCUGGAGUUUGCUUGUGUUUAUACUUGGGUGAGGAAGGCCUGCUCAAGCGUGGCUGGGGCCUGUCAUACUUGUUUUUAUUGCUGUGAAGAGACACAAUGACCCACAGCAACUCUUAUAAAGAAAAUACUUAAUUGGGGUGGCUCACUUACAGUUUCAGGGAUUCAUUCCAUUAUCAUCAUGACUGGGAUCAUGGUGGUGUGUAAACAGACGUGGUGCUGGAGAAGUAGCUGAAGUCUUACGUCUUAUAGGCAACAGGAAGUUGACUGAGACAUUGGGUGGUAUCCUGAGCAUAGAGAACCUGAAAGCCUGCCCCCACAGUGACACACUUCCUCCAGCAAGGCCACACCCAUCCCAAACAAAACCAUACCUAUGUUACUCCUGAGACUCUGAGGGCCAAUUACAUUCAAACUUCCACACUCGGUAUCAGCUAAGAGUUGGGAAGCAUCUGGCUCCUUAAAAGGGGGGGGGGGUCAUGAAGAGGAGGCUAUGCAGCAUACAGACCUAAGGAGGCCUGCAAACAGGAGGGCUCCAGGUGAGUAACACCAAGGCUGGCCAGGAACCCUCCAGAAGCAGGGCUGGCCCAGCCAUACCCAGCUUUACCUUUAGCCCCCUGAAGAGAGUCAGCUCAUGCUGUUCAAAUCAUGUCAUUAGUCAAGGAUGACCCAGGACACUGACACCAGGUCCCUCUCCCUGUCAGAGCUGUUAUUUCUUCCUGGAACUUGGAAUGUAGAGCAGGCUGGCCUUAAUCUUGGAGAGAUCUGCCUGCCUCUGCCUCCUGAGUGCUGGGGUUAGAGGCGCGUACCACCACUGCCUGGCUGGCUUUAUGUUCAUAAAAAAUUGUUCAGUGAAAUUUGUCUUGGGAUUAGGACAGAAUUUUCACCAAUGUCUGAACUGGCUUUAAGCACUCUUAUUCUGUGUUUUGUGUGAAGUGGCACUUUUAGCACUGACCAUUAUAAAAUCAAAACUUUUUUUAUUUUCGAGACAGGGAUUCUCUGUAGCUUUUGGUUCCUGCCCUGGAACUAUAAAAUCAAAAUGUUUAACCAAAAAAAUGUUUGACUCUUAAAAGAUGUUGAAUAUUCAGCCAAGAUUUAUUUUUUAUUUUAAUUUAAUUUUAUAUGUAUGCAUGUUUUGUCUGCAUGUAUGUCUAUACCAUGCUUAUACCGGGUACCCACGCAGGUUAGAAGGUGUCAGAUCCCUGGACUGGUGUUAGAGAUGGGUGAGCUGCCAUGUGGGAACCAAACCUGGGUCUUCUGGAAGAGCAGCCAGUGCUCUUAACCGCUGGGCCAUCUGUCAGCCCCUAAAGGAUUCUCUUGACUGGGUUAGUUGAGAUGGGAAUACCCACACUAAGUAUGGUAGGCACCAUCCCUUGGGCUGGAGUCCUGGCGAGAGCAAGCUGAGUGCCCGUGUUCAUCUUUUCCUGCUUCCCCUGUGAUGUAAUGUGAACAGCUGCUUGGAGCUUCUGCUGUCGUGCUUUUCCCACCAUGAUGGACCGCACCUUCACCCAUGAGCCAGAUAAAACUUUUCCCCUCCACUUGCACUUAUCUGGUGUUUAUCACAGCAGCAGAAAAGGGAACUGAGGCAGGUGUCCAGAAAGACCCAGUUGUCAGAGACUUGGCCUAGCCACUUGGGACAGAAUAAGGGAAGGAAGGGUGCCCUGAGCCCUGAGCAGGGAGGCCCCACACAGAUGACCCCAAGGGUGAGCUUGCUCAGUUUUAAAGUGGCUCCCAGCUGACAGGCUGUCUCAGCUGUCUCUUGGGGACAAUUCAAAGGCUUAAUGGAUGCCACAGUCUAAGAGGCUCAAGACCCACUGAAGCCCCUUCAGCAGAGCAUUCUGUAUUCUCACUCCAUCCUUCUUAUGUGCCCUGUGAGUAACAAUGCCCCCAGAUGCGGGCCCCGAGGUCUGCAGCCCUGAGCUGCCUGCCCACCAUCCCCACCACCCGAGGCUUUUGUCUGCUGGCCCUGUAGUGUGGUGCUGAGCUGCGGGGGCUCUGUGGGCCAGGGAGCUGGGAAGGGAUUAGAGGUCCUGCUCUUGCUUUGCCCUCUUGCACAACCCUUUGAUCAAAGACAUUCCUGGGAUGACAGCCCUGAGAGGCCAGCUCAGCUCAGCCAGGGGUACCGCAUCCCACCAGUACUGUGCUGUGGCCCUGCGGGGCCCCUGUAUACAAGCCUGUCUACCUCGUGUUAAACAGUCUGUGCACACCACCUAAGACACACACAGGCUGUCACAACAGCCCAAGUCCAGGUUUGCCUGGCAGGCACACCUGGCAGUGCCAGCUCCCAACUCUGGCCUUGUGUGGCCUGCACAGCCAUGCCACUAAAUGCAGAGGCCAGAUCCAGUCCUGUGGAGCCUGAUAGACAUUGUCCGUCUCCUGGACUGCCAUGGCAAGGGCUCUGGAGCAUCGCAAGGAGGACACACGGUCCCGCUCCUCUGCCUUGUGUCCCAUCCCAGAAGUCCUCAGCCCCCACUGCUGGCAUCUCGUGGGCCCCAGGAGCCCAGGUACUCUGUAGGGUCAGUGAAGGUGGCUUGCUUUCUAGGACAAAGUGCUGCAGCUGGGCUGGCCUGUGAGCAACAGGUUAACUUCCUCACAGCCCCAGGAUGUGAGGUCAGGAGGGGAGGCCACACAGUCACCUGUGUAAUGCUAUGCAGAAGCUCCACAGAGGCCACACUUUGAGUCCUCUAGGUCAAGCAGAAAUGAAGGUUCGGGCAGGUCCAGGCAGUGAAGUAACCUAGAACGGGAGUCAGGAAGCUGAGGUUCACCGAGGCCAGGCAGGUUCAAGACCUUGGCCUGGCUGAGAGGGGUGGGAUGGCUCAGCAGGAUGGGGGCUCUCUGCAUGUAGGAAGCCUGGCCAGGAUACUGGGCAAGGAUCCGUGGAGCUGGUGGAGGCAGAGAAUGGAGAGAGCUGGUCUUUGGGCUUCUGAGAAGAGACAGUUGGGCGGGCCAACUCCCUGAGCCUUUGUUUCUGAGGCUGUCCAAAGGCCACUGUACCAUCACCCCAUGAACACGAGUGUCUACUCAUCCCACUGGGGAUUUGCUGUACAGUCUUUUUGUUUUUGUUUUUCGAGACAGUAUUUCUGAGUAGCAAUGGAGCCAGUCCUGGAACUCACUCUAUAGAUCAGGCUGGCCUCUGCCUCCUGUGUUCUGGGAUUAAAGGCGUGCACUGUCACCACCCAGCCUACCCUCCAGUUUUAUCAGCAAAAUUCGAGGGUUAGAAUCAGAGCCUGGAGGCCAUUGGUAUCUGGGGUUAACUUCUGAGCCAUGUAAAGAGGCUUGGACAUCAGCCGUAGCUGGGCACCACAGACCACUGGAUAAAGACACAAGCCAAUUGCACCUUUAGAGACCACAUCAUGGUGUGAGCUCUCCGCAUUUGAUGGUGAUGCUUACCCAUUCCACUUGGGUGUCCUUCCACGACCACCCUUGAUAGGCAAUGGUGGAAAACAGCAGCAGCAGCAGCCUGCCUUCCUCUAGUGUAUGCUCAGCCCCACACUAUUGGUGUCUGCAUUCCUAGGACCACUCUGCUGCACUGGCCGCCAGCCUGCUUCAUCCCAGCGUAGUUUAUUGUGUCUCCCAUACUAACCUUCCCAUCAGCCCACCUGAAUGUGAUAAGCUUGCUCUUCGGUGCUUCUAAGAUCCAAUGGGAAAGCAGCUCUUCCACCUCCCUGCCCUUUGGCCUGUUCCCGGAAUGCUGAAGGCCCUAUACCAACUCUCCUGGACAUGUGUGGUUGUGGGGAGAGCUCUGCCAGUUCCUGGGUCCUCAGCCUUGUAACAGGCUCUGAAGCUCGGAUGGAGCUGAUACACCUUUCUGGACCCUGCCCUCAGGUAGCCGCUUUGCCCAAGAUGAGGACUUCCUAAGUCUUCCUAAGCCACCAGAGGGGACACAGGAGUCUCCAGCUCUAGUAUUUCCUUUAAACUCGGGGGUAGGAUGCCUGGUAGGGGCUCCAUCUGCCUUUGGGUCACGUCCCUUUCUGCUUUCAUCUUUGGGUGGCACCAUUCAGGCCAGGCAUUAACUACAUUCCCCAUCUUUCAGAAGGGCAGGGGCCAGCCUGGCACCAACACAGCCAACCCGAGACCCAGGUCUUUAGGUGGCUCCCAAAUGGCUACAUAGGGUGAUGGCAGAGGACCCCCAGUGCUAGGGAGAGUCAUGCCGCCUAUUCCCCAAGGGUUGGCAAACAAUGCCAGUCAUGAACUGCCACCCAGAGGACGUCAAAGGAGUCCAGCCAGGCCACUCAGGUCCCCUGUAACUGUGUGAAAGGCCACCUUGGGCCUUGGCCCUAACACUCAGCAUUGCUCUCUGGGCGUUUGGCAGCACCUAAGGAUGGUGAUUCACCCAGAGCAAACACCCAUUUGUGCCAGACAAGGGGCAGUGAACGCGGGCUCUGUUGAUCUUCCAUCUGCAAACACACAGGAGGGCAAGCUGGCAGCGACAGACUCAGAGCCGCUUCUCAUCAGUGGCUGCCGCCGGUCUCCCUGACGCCAGAGGCUGCCACCUGCAAACACCCUUUCCUUUGGGAACCCCACCCAGGUUGGUCCCACAUGGUUAUGGUAACAGUGAUAUAUCCCCAAUUCCUUUUCCCCAAGGCCCAGAAAACAGACAACACCAAGCUGGGAUUUUACCAAUUUUAUUUCUAGAUUUUUUUGUGUCUUUUUUUUUUUCUGGACCAUGCUGGUCACAAGUCCGUGCUGGGAAGCGCCAUGGUGUGUCAACCAGAAAUACACAAACCCAACUUGGCCAUCAGCCAGAGCCCCUCAAAGCCUUUCAUGUCACAGGGCAGACUCCGUGGACCCACCACCAGCCUUUGGCCUUUUGGCCAAGCCCUCACCCAUCACCAUGAACACAGUGGCCCUCAAGGGUCUUGCCUGGUUCAAAUGCCUCAGCUAGGUUGGUGGUGACCUUGGAGGUGACCAUUUUGGUUUGACAGCUAGCUAGGGAAUUUGGAGGCCUGCAGCACUGGAGCUGGCUUUGCCGAGGCUGAAGUCUUUAAAUUAGCACAAUGCUGUAAUUAACACAAAACAAGACAGAAUACUAGAACCUAACAAUAAAUGAUGCACCGGAGACUCAGAACAAAUUCCUCCGGGCCCAGCAGCAUGGUGGCAUGCACAACAGGCCGCUACAAAAAUAACAAUAUUGAUAAUUAACAAAGAAAAAUACAGUUGUCCCGACUGCUGUGAUGCUAUAUGUCCCAGAUCAAAUGAAGGGCCCAGCAUGACAGGUGCAGGGGGAUGAUCCCCACCAGACCAGUCCCAGGAGGCAGACUACCCGCCUGCUAGGCCCAUGCAUGGCUAGGUGAAACAUGAGGUAUUGUGAACAGGAACCUGUUUUUUUUUUUUUUUUCUUUUUUUGGGAAUACAGCGGUAAUCACAUUAAGCCAAAAUUGAUCACAACUUAAAAAAAAAGUACAAAAAAAGGGCAUCUGUAAAUACAAUCUUCUAUGAGGAAAUUAAAACUUGAACAUGGCAGUCUAUGACAUUGUAAAAAAAACAAAACAAAACUGACCCUCCAAUAGCAGCGAAAACAAUGUGAAAGAUACGAAGCGACGCGAAUCUGGGUCCGAACGUCCGGGAUGCCGGGAGCCAUCGGUAGCAGCACUGUGAAAGGAGCCGCAGCCUGUCCCGUGUGGUCCCUACCCUCCACACACUUCCCUCACGUCCUCUCUCCAGCCUCCCGCUUGUCACCUCCCUUCAACACUUUCUAAUUAGAAAA
Alexandromys fortis (reed vole) is the source of this 11610-nucleotide messenger RNA. It is a transcript of the gene Lto1, whose product is annotated as LTO1 maturation factor of ABCE1. NCBI's taxonomy places the organism in Eukaryota, Metazoa, Chordata, Mammalia, Rodentia, Cricetidae. The transcript has 5 exons. The coding region runs from base 113 to 568 and encodes 151 amino acids. The record is from RefSeq and is a predicted model, not a curated record.